Castor canadensis (American beaver) is the source of this 1398-nucleotide messenger RNA. RefSeq names its product crystallin lambda 1 (gene Cryl1). Gene Ontology annotation, biological process: fatty acid metabolic process. NCBI's taxonomy places the organism in Eukaryota, Metazoa, Chordata, Mammalia, Rodentia, Castoridae. Gene Ontology annotation, molecular function: L-gulonate 3-dehydrogenase activity; NAD+ binding. The record is from RefSeq and is a predicted model, not a curated record.
CGCGCCUCGUUGCGUUCUGCUGUCUGUGGUCUGCUGAGGUCCCCGGCCCAGACAGGCUCCCGGCCAUGGCGUCCUCUGAGGCCGGCGGCGUGGUGAUCGUUGGAAGUGGACUUAUUGGACGGAGCUGGGCCAUGUUGUUUGCCAGCGGAGGCUUCCAGGUGAAACUCUAUGACAUUGAGCAACAGCAGAUAACAAGUGCCCUGGACAGCAUCAGAAAGGAGAUGAAGUCCCUGGAGCAGUGCGGCGCUCUGAAAGGCUCCCUGAGUGCUGAACAGCAGCUGUCCCUCAUCAGUGGCUGCGCCAACAUUGCCGAGGCAGUAGAGGGCGCUGUGCACAUUCAGGAGUGUGUACCUGAAAACCUGGAACUGAAGAAGAAGAUUUUCACCCAGCUGGAUGGCCUCGUUGAUGAUAGAGUCGUCUUAAGCAGCUCCACCUCUUGCCUUCUGCCUUCCAAGCUGUUUGUGGGUCUGGCACAUGUGAAGCAAUGCAUCGUGGCUCAUCCUGUGAAUCCACCAUAUUAUGUCCCUCUGGUUGAGCUGGUCCCUCACCCUGAGACAUCUCCAGCCACCAUGGACCGAACCCACGCACUGCUGAGGAAGAUCGGACAGUCCCCAGUGCGAGUCCUGAGGGAGAUAGACGGCUUCGUCCUGAACCGCCUGCAAUACGCCAUCAUCAGUGAGGCCUGGAGGCUGGUGGAGGAAGGAAUAGUGUCUCCUAGUGACCUGGACCUUGUCAUGUCAGACGGAUUGGGCAUGCGGUAUGCGUUCAUCGGACCCCUGGAAACGAUGCACCUGAAUGCUGAAGGUAUGAUAAGCUACUGUGACAGAUACAGUGAAGGCAUGAAACGUGUCCUGAAGACUUUUGGACCCAUUCCAGAAUUUUCCAGGGCCACAGUGGAGAAAGUUAACCAGGACCUGUGUCUGAAGGUUCCUGAUGACCCAGGGCACUUAGCUGCCAGGAGGCAGUGGAGGGAUGACUGUCUCAUGAGACUUGCUAAGCUGAAAAGCCAGGUGCAGCCCCAGUGAGUUUCUUGAAAUGCCAGUGUCACUCCUCUCUUGAACGUCCUGUUGGGGAAAAUCAAAAGCACUUGCUCUAAUCUCUAAAGCAAUGAGAAGCCCUGGGGUGCUUGGCUUGAAGAUUCAGAGGUCGUAGAGGCCAAGUUCUUCCAUCAAGUUGUGCCUAACCCUGGACUGGGCUGUCACAGCAGUCUUCCAGAUCUGAGGUGUGGGUUUCCUCCCACCUGGGCAAAUAGUCUGAAGAUUUUUAACCUCGUCUUUCCAGUGUGAUUACACACAGCUGUACUUUACAGUCAGUUGCUAAUAGAUCAUUUUAAAAGUACGGAAAUAUUCUUGUAAUCAUUUUUUUAUUCUCUUUCUGAGUUCUCUGCACUUGUGAAGC